CUAGUGUGGUAGGGUUUUAAUUUUUACUGACAGGAGAACACAGCGUCACAUAACUCUCUAAAAAGAAGGGUGUACUCCUAAUGGCUUUAGCACUAGAUAUUAAAACCACUAUCACAAGCUAAAACUAAAACGACCCAGCACUUAUCCAACCACCACCACCAUUUGUUUCCAGGGAGUAAUAUACGAGACGGACUUGUAAACAUUUUUAGCGUGGUGCAGUGCCAAGUUGAGAUAGUCGUGAUGUAGCAAGUUGUUAGCUUUGCCUUACGUGUAAAGUUACGGGCAUGGAUCCAGGAAAUAUGUUCAUUUUAGCGAGACAACUGACACUCAGGUCCUGCCUACUGUGUAGUGCCACUCUCGUUAUAAUAAGUUAGCUUGUCAGAGCAGCCUUUAGUGGCGAUAUGAAAUUACUCUUUCUUGCCUGUCUCAGCCCGAAAACUGGGAAUCACACUACAGCCGAGAGAAUAAGGUCUCAUCUUGAAUCAGCAGGACAUACUUGUGAGCUCAGAGAUGCAGAGAAUUUCAGUCUCCUGCCAGAUGUGGCAAAUCUACUAUCUCGAAGUCCGACAUUUGAGGCUGCAUUGGCCAUUCAUCUGUUCAGAGCUGGCAGGCUUCUGUUGGAUGUCCAAGUGCCCUUUGGUGUAAUUUUUGGUGGAACAGACAUAAAUGAAGAUGUGAAAGUUGAACAGAAGCGUGUGGUUAUGGAGCAGGUGCUGCUGAAAGCCAGGUUUGCUGUUGCAUUCACUGACAGACUGAAAGAAGAGGCAGAACUUUUCUUGGUGUCCCAGAGCAGUAAAAUUUAUGUCCAGCCUCAAGGUAUCCAGACAGAAGCAGCUGAGAAAUUCUGCUGGACUGAAUUCUUGAGGAACUCAGGUGUGAGAAGUGAGAACGUGGAUGAGCUCCAUGUCUUUCUGCUGGUCUGUGGCCUCAGAAGAGUCAAAGACCCACUCUAUUUGGUUGAGGUUUUCUCAGACUGGAAUUGUGAGAAUUGGCAGAAUAUACUGAUCAUUAUUGGGCCAAAGAUUGAUCCUGUGUUUGCUGUGGAAGUGGAAGCUGUUUUAAAAAGAACAACAGGGGUCUUCUUGGCACAAGAGAGGAGCCAACUAGAGCUUCAUGCUGCUAUGCGAAGGUGUUUUGCUGUGGUCAACAGCUCUGUUUCAGAAGGCAUGUCAGCAGCCAUCUUGGAGGCAAUGGAUCUCAGGGUACCCGUGCUGGCGAGGAACAUUCCUGGAAAUGCAGCUGUGGUGCAGCAUGAGGUCACUGGCCUGCUGUACUCUUCUCCUCAGGAUUUUGUGCACCAAUCUCAGAGGCUGUUGUCAAAUCCUGUGCUAAGAGAGAGAGUGGUGAGGAACGGAAAAGUCUACGUGGAAGACCAUCACAGCCUAAAACAGGAAAGGGAAACCUAUCAGCGACUGGUGGACACACUUCACUUAGUCUAAGCAUUCAACCAACUUUGUAUACGUUCUCAGGAAUCCAGCAGCAGAUAAGAGGGCAUCACAUGUGUACUUUAUAUAGGUAUAAUACUUUUAUUGUCCUUAUUUCCACAAAAUUACCAUGUUUUAUCUGCAUUGCCUGAAUGGGAAAUUAUGAUGUAGGGCACUUUAAACCAAAGACAUAAAGCAGACAUUAUUGCCUGAUAUGUUAAUAUAUUUAUGCAAGGAAAUUGAUAUUGUAUUUUAAUGUGAACUUUAAUAUAAAUAUAGCAGAGCAGAGAUGUUCUGUUAAUUUUUAUCUGCUUAUUAAAAGAGAUACAAACAACUUGACUGACUUAU
This is a messenger RNA of Melanotaenia boesemani (Boeseman's rainbowfish), 1772 nucleotides long. It is a transcript of the gene glt1d1, whose product is annotated as glycosyltransferase 1 domain containing 1. The record is from RefSeq and is a predicted model, not a curated record. Lineage: Eukaryota; Metazoa; Chordata; Actinopteri; Atheriniformes; Melanotaeniidae. Gene Ontology annotation, molecular function: glycosyltransferase activity.